Molecule: messenger RNA, 3963 nt
Organism: Trichoplax adhaerens
Lineage: Eukaryota; Metazoa; Placozoa; Uniplacotomia; Trichoplacea; Trichoplacidae
Exons: 3
Coding region: 1-3963 (1320 amino acids)
Molecular function (GO): protein binding
Source: RefSeq, a predicted model, not a curated record
AUGGAAUUCUUGCAAAAUAAAUCCGUUGUAGAGAAUACUUUCACACCGCAUGAUAGAGACUGGAAAUCUUUCCUUCUGGAAGGAAAUACUUUUUUUGAUCAAGGAAAGUAUACUGAAGCUUUCUCUAAAUAUACAGAGGCGUACAAAAUUAUUAAUAAGUCUUCCAAUGAGGGCGAUGAUAACGAAUUUAUCCUCAACAAAUGGAAGAUAUAUAUGGGCCUGGCAAAGUCUAAAUAUCAGCAGCUCAAUUUUGAAGGAGCUAUGCAAUAUUGUAAUAGAGCUCUAUUAAAAGCUACAGGAAGAGACACAAUCGAACAAAUUGCUGAAUCUCACCAUAUACUGGGCAAAAUUUUCAUGGAGCAAGAACAGUAUGAAGAAAGUUUGUUCAAUUUCGAAAAGGCAAUGACAUCCCUAGAUCAAGCAAACUCAAGUCUAUUGAAGGCUAAAAUCCUGAACGAUAUGGCUGACUUAUAUAUUAGGCAGCAUAAACUGGAUGAAGCUGAAAGCGCUCUCAUAAAUUCGUUAAAAGUUCAACUAAAAAGCUAUUGGGAUAGUAAGGAUAAACCUUUAUCACGUUCUGAGUGUUACAGGCUACUCGGUGAUGGACAAAAGCAAUACAAAGCUGCAUUAAAUGCCGUUAUAGAAACGCUAGAGUAUUCUAAAAAGAAACAUAUAAAUACCAGUAAUACUGAAAAAACGGCGUUGCUGAACGACACGAUUGGUACUAUCUUUUAUUUAUGGAGUGACUACGUGCAAGCAAUAAAAUAUUAUUCAAAGUCCGAACAUUUGAAACGUAAAUUGUUUCAUUCCAACAACUGGCGUAGAGUUGCUUCAAUUGAAUACUUAUCUAAAGUUUAUUUUGAAUCUGAUCGUUUAGAUAACGCUAAAGACUACUAUAAAAAAUUAUUGUAUUUCAAGAAUGUAACAAAUACAAGCAGCAAAAUAUUGAAGGUGAAGUUAAACAACAUUUUGGGAGAAAUAUAUUUUAAAAAAUGUGAUUAUGAUUCCUCUCGAUAUUACUAUGAUGAAGCUAGAAAAAGUUUCUCUCAAGAAAAAUUUAGCUAUAAGCAUACGAUCGAACAGAGUAAAUCUUUGCUAGGGAUUGGAAAAUUCCAUUUUACGAGGAAUGAAAUGGAUAUCGCAUUAAAUUAUUAUAAUAAAGCAAAAGAAAUUUUACAUGGUGAUUUCAGUGAUAAAGAUAGGCUAAUUACAGAAAUUUUCGAUAGCAUUGCAAAAGUAUAUAUGUUACAGGGCAAUUUUGAGGCAGCUAGACAACAACUAGGGGCAUCUACAGCAAUUAGAAAAAAAUUCUUAGAUGAUGAAGAGGUCAAUAUUGAAAGGUACUACCAAGAAGGAAACCUAAAUAAGCAUUGCCAAAACUUUAAUGAAGCAUUAAGGCUGCAUAUCAAGUCACUGAAUAUUCGGCAGAAACAAAAAUAUAAAAUAAGUUUAGGCCAUUUUAAGUCAAACUAUGAAAUUGGAAAAAUUUACCUUUUACUCAAGGAUUUUCAAAAUGCUUAUAAUUAUUAUUAUAAAGCUAAAGAAAUAAUCGAAAACCUGAUUAUGCAUGAAAGUAUCAUUAAUUUUGGUCUACUUAAAGAUUUUGGGUCAAUCUUAGAACUACUAAAGCGUUAUCGUGAAGCUAAACAAUUCUACUUAAAGUAUUUGAAUGCAACAAAAACACCCGCCAAUAAAGCUAAAAUUUAUAUUCUUAUCAAUGAAAUCCAUGAGCUACCCACGGACUAUGUCCGUGCAUUAUGGAAUUAUGAGAAAGCAAUAAAAGAAAAUGAUACUCCAAAUACAAAAAAUAAUGGAGAUUUAAAAAAGUUAGAAGAAAAAGUUUACAGCACAUUGGAACAUUUCUUCAGGACUAAAAUUGGCACAAAUUAUCACAAAAGUCCACCCGAGUUAAUACUUUCAUCACCAGAUUUGGUAGAGAGGAAUAAGAAUAGCUCCAUACAGAAGGAAAUUGAAAUCGAAAUAACUAUGCCAUCCCAUGGAAAUGAUUUUGAGAACAAUGACUGUUGUAUCCGUUUUGUUAACAUAAUGUUAAUUGGAUCGAAAUGUCAAGGCAAAUCUUAUAUAUUCAAAUUACUAACUGGGCGAGCCCAUACCAGUAAUGCCAAUCCUGAUCCCGCCAUUGUUGAUGUAAAUAAGCUCAUAAGACAAAGUAAAACUACAGAUGAUGCUGCAAAUAUACAACCACACUAUGCCAGCAGUGCUCCAUUAACGGUUAAAAAUAUUUCGUAUAGAUCUAAUAAAACAAACGGCAACAGGUACUCGAAUGGCAGUACGGUGGUAGACUCAAGUCAAUUAUUGCAACAAACUAGAUCCAAUGAACACGGUACUAGCUUUUAUGCUAAAAUAUGGAAUUUCCAUGACGCGAUUUAUUAUCAGCCUUUCAAGUUCCACUCUAACAUCUAUAUAAUAACAUUUGAUGUCAAUAUCGACCUAAGUGAAGCGGUUGAAAGCAAUCUAAACGAUCCUGGUAGUAGAUAUAUUACAUCUAUACAGGACUGGAUAAUCAAUGUUAUUGAACCCACUUAUAAAUUGAAGCGCUUUCCUGCUAAUUUCGACGGACGAAGUGAAAAAUUUGCUUUACCGUUAAUUCUAAUAAUUCCUACCUACCAUGGCGAUAAACUAGAUAAAAUUGAGCAAUUUGAAAGACGGAAUAAAUUUAUAAAGAUAUUAGACCGAAGAUUAUCUUCUUAUAGAGCAAAUUUGUUUUGUCCAAAAUUAGUAAUGGAAUGGUCUCCAAGUGCUAAUGAUGACAACGGUUCGCUACCGCUUCACAAUGACCAUAAUUUAAAGGAGUUAUGCACCCUUCUUGCAGGUUUUAUUCAAGUAAUACCUUCCAUUGUGAUAAAUGCAAACGCAAAUACUAGUUUGAUUGAUAUCGGAUCAGCCGUAUUACGCAGUAUGUCAAAGAUUGAUGAUAAAAAAAUGGGCACUGUGCAAAUCAAACCUAUUAAACACAAAGCGACUUUGGCGGAAAUGUUUGAUAUUCACAAUUCUGGAGUUAUGAAAUUUGGGAAUUUAUUCAAAUACUUACACAGCAUAGGUGAUCUGCUAUUUUGUCCUACAAAUAAGAACUAUCAUGACGCGCUAAUAGUCAAUUUUAGUUUUUUCAUAAGAUUCCUCGAUGCAAUUCUAUCAUUAGGGGAUAAAAAUGCAAUUCUUCCGAAUUCUGGUGAGCAUAGAAGCUAUUAUGAAUUAGCAAGUAAGGCUGGCAUUGUAUCCAAAGCUUCAAUUAAAUAUGCAGCAAGCGAAUAUCAACUGAGCAACGCGGAUAUUAACGAAGUAUUGCAUGCCAUGGAGCUAAGCAAUAUUAUUUAUCAGUUUCGAGGAAUUUCAGAUGAAAUUUCGGCUAAACAUGAUGAUUACUACUUUAUUCCUAAUUUACUGUCACCCUACAAGUCAGAAUCAAAAAAUUCUUCUAGCGAAUUGUCUUAUUCUAGCUGGCUAUAUUUGAGUUGCAGCCAAGAAAAAGUACCUUAUAUUACUGAUUGCAUUUUUUACAAGCUGUUAUCAUCUAUUCAGCUACCAUGGAAAGUUGUCAUAUACCAAAACUAUGCCAAAUUUUUACCAGAACAUAGAAAUUAUACAAUAAUUAUUGUAAAGAAUAAUUCUUACAUUGGUCUGCAGUACUAUUACCAAUCCGAUAAUAACCAUGACUAUGGGCACAAUUGGUUUAAAGCAAAAGCAUUAAAAUCAAUCCUUGAAGAUCAACCUCAUGUCAAAUUUAGAAGUGCGUUGCUGAAUGUAGUCGAAAAUCAAAUUUCCGGCUGGCAGGAUGCUAAGUGUGAUUAUUAUAUUAAGUGUCCCGAAUGCCAUGGAGUUACCAUUUGUCCAAAUCAGAUUGUAGAAAGAUAUAUUAAGUGCUCAAGCUGUAUUUAUUCUUUUCCACCUGCGACAAUAGAAGAUUGGAAAUUAGACGAUAUUUUAGGUACUGAACCAUUGUAG